CUGUUAGCAAAUGACGUGAGAAUAAAAACAUUUUCCAUAAUGGCUGUUCUGAACAGAAAUACAAAUGACGAUCUCAGAAGGAGCACUCAAGAGGAAGCCUGCGAUUUUCUACCAGUAGCUGAAAACCACAUUGGCUUCAUAAUCGGCAAGAAAGGAAGUACAGUAAAACAAAUACAAGAAACGUCAGGGGCGAAGAUCAGUACUCAGUCAGAAGAAGGUCGCAUCGGAUUCGCUAUUCGUGGUAAUGAGAGGCAAAGGGCCCGUGCAAAAGAGUUAAUUCACAAGAAAUUGGAAACUCUAUCAAGAAAUCAAAGCGUCCCUGGUCGACCGAUUGUGAUUCCAAAAAAGUUUGAGAAACUAGUAAGAGGACCAGAUGGAGACCAUCUUCAACAUGUUAGCACUAUGACUGGAGCUGCAGUAAGUUCAAUAGGACCCGAUCAUCGGCUGUAUGUAAGUGGAUCCAAGAGAAACACAAAGCAUGCCGAGUAUGUGAUAAAAAGCAGAAUGGCCGCGGGAAGAGUCAUGGCUAACAGAAUUUGCGUCUUUAUAGACGAUAAAAAUCUCCCGGAAGAUUGUGAAUUACAGCUUGUCCCUGUUGAGGAAAUGGAGCGCUUAAUACUUUCAGCAGGAAGUUCAUCACAGUAUCGCUUGAAACCUUGUGAAGAAUACGAUAUGGUUGUACAGGGAGCUUAUGCGCUCAAUCAAGCUGUCGCAAAAUAUGAUGCAUCCAUAAACGAAACAGUUUUAACAUCCUUAAGGAAAUUGAAAAUGGAAAUUGGGUCCGGAAAUUAUCACAAAGCUGACCUGUGGUGUCAUUUAGGGAAAAUCGUCAUUCGGGAUCCAGACGAAGCCGACCUCGAGGAGACGUGGAGCAUUGCUGAUUCACUCAACAAGCUUCAAAGAACAGAACAGAAAAAAAACGAAUGGCUUGUGGCAUUUAAAGAGGGCGUGAACCUUGCUGACAAAGUGGUGAGCGAUACAUUUGGUGAUCAGAUAGGGGAGGACUUCAUGGCAAGAUAUGACUUGACGUUUUUGUCCCCGAAAAGCCAAGCAAUGCGAUGUAAGGUAUGGGUAGCAAAUAAAGAUGUGGGAAAGAAACUUGAAGAAAUACCGAUUCCUUUCCAUGACCUGAAAAAUGUUGUUGAAGAACUGCGGUUUGAGGAUGAUUCCACAAGGGCGAGGUGUCGAGGGUGGCUGGUUUUACAGUCCAAGAAAUUUCUCCAGGUUAACAUCAUUUUUCCAGGUUCAGACGUUGAUUGCAGGAUAAGCUUGCGUGCACUUACGGAUGAUUUAGUUGCUAACAACAGCCUUGUGCGCGAGAAAGAAGCGACACACCUCAUAUCAAAUUAUCUUUCUAAGUUGACAUUCUCCGAUGCCGACGGGUUACGCCUUCCAGAAGACGAGAAAUUACCCCAAGGAUUUAACUUUACUCAUCGGAGAUGUUCCCGCCGAACUUUGUUCACCCCUCGGCCUGGAUUUACCAUGAUUGUCUCUGAUGAAAGAUCCUGGUGCAGUGAUCUCAAAGAUGAGGAAAACAGAGUGACGACGGAUAUUCACCUUCAUUGUGAAAAAUGGGAUCAGCUCCUCAACGAACGCGACUGGGAACCAUUAACAAUCUGUGCCGAGUUGCCUGAGUUUCUUCAGUUUGUUCGUCAAGUUCAAGAUUUUAUUUCCUGUAACAGCAACAACACAGCUGAUCAAGAGUGAAGGAUAAUACGCGGGCAUCGAAGAUAUUUCGGACAAUGCCAAACUAAAAUGACAACAAAAAAGGAGACCACAAGUGAGAUGUAUAAACCAGCCACAUAUCCCAAUGCCUCUGUUAGGACUCCUGCUAUGAACAACGAAAACU
Messenger RNA from Pocillopora damicornis (cauliflower coral), 1849 nucleotides. RefSeq lists its product as uncharacterized. Gene Ontology annotation, molecular function: RNA binding. The record is from RefSeq and is a predicted model, not a curated record. Lineage: Eukaryota; Metazoa; Cnidaria; Anthozoa; Scleractinia; Pocilloporidae.